This is a messenger RNA of Opisthorchis viverrini, 1113 nucleotides long. RefSeq lists its product as hypothetical. The record is from RefSeq and is a predicted model, not a curated record. The transcript has 4 exons. Gene Ontology annotation, cellular component: cytosol. Bases 25 to 1113 code for a protein of 362 amino acids. Gene Ontology annotation, molecular function: zinc ion binding; S-(hydroxymethyl)glutathione dehydrogenase [NAD(P)+] activity. Gene Ontology annotation, biological process: formaldehyde catabolic process. NCBI's taxonomy places the organism in Eukaryota, Metazoa, Platyhelminthes, Trematoda, Opisthorchiida, Opisthorchiidae.
ACAAACUGACUCAGCAACUGAAUAAUGUCCGGGGAUGCCAAGAUCAUAAUGUGCAAAGCAGCUGUUGCUUGGAGUCCGAACCAACCGUUGUCUGUUGAAACUGUGGAGGUUUCUCCUCCCAAAGCUGGCGAAGUUCGCAUAAAAAUAUAUUCCACUGGAGUAUGUCAUACGGAUGCAUACACCCUCGGUGGUCUUGAUCCAGAGGGCAUAUUUCCGGUUAUUUUGGGACAUGAGGGAGCUGGUGUUGUUGAGAGUGUUGGUCCUGAUGUUACCUCUGUCAUCCCAGGAGAUCAUGUGAUUCCACUUUACAUACCGCAGUGUGACACAUGCAAGUUUUGUCUGAGUGGGAAAACAAAUUUGUGUUCGAAGAUAAGCCAUGUCAGACCACGUGAUACACGUGUAAAAUCUGGAUAUUCUUCUGAAUACGACGCCCUGAAUGCCAUGCUGCGGCAAGCUAAAAACUCAGAUAUUGUGGUGGUUGCCGGAGAUAUGAAUGCUGUGACAGAUGAGGUGAAUGCACGAAUCUGCAAGGCUCGGGCCGCGUUUGCUAACUUGAGACACCUAUGGCGUCAGAAUGGUUUAUCCCUGAAUCUGAAGGGACGUGUGUAUCAAGCUACAGUACGGGCUGUUUUGUCGUAUGGCUGUGAGACUUGGCCUACUCGAGCAGCGGACCUGGGACGUCUUCAGGUGUUCGACAAUCGUUGUCUCAGAACCAUAGCUGGUGUGGGUUGGUGUCGGCAAAUCCACAAGGAGGCAGUUAGGAAGCGAGUUUUCGGUUGUGCAACGGGUACUUCCAUUGAAGAAUGUGUCCAGCACCAGAAGCUGCUUUGGUCGGGACAUGUGUUGCGUAUGCCGAACCAUCGUUUGCCGAAGAGAGUGCUGUUUUCCAUGCCCAAUCCAGAGUGGUGUAAACAGAGAGGUGGCCAACCCAUGACCUGGCAGAGGAGUAUGAAGGAGAUGACGAAACGCUUGGGUGCUUUUGGUGCUACUCGCCUUCCAGGAUGGGGACCGCGUGAUCCUCACUGUGCCUGGUUGGAGACACUACAAGAUGUGGCUGCCAACCGAUGUCAGUGGCGUUCUUGUUGCCAGUUCGUAUCCAGACUGCCUGAGUGA